This is a messenger RNA of Glycine soja, 1299 nucleotides long. RefSeq names its product RPM1-interacting protein 4-like. The transcript has 4 exons. Bases 472 to 1149 code for a protein of 225 amino acids. Lineage: Eukaryota; Viridiplantae; Streptophyta; Magnoliopsida; Fabales; Fabaceae. The record is from RefSeq and is a predicted model, not a curated record.
AUAUAUAUAUAUAUAUAUAUAUAUAAAAUCCACAUGGUGCUACUAGAAAGAAUCUCUUAUACGCGGAAAUGAGAUUAUGACAGGGAGGAUAUUGCUACAGAGAGCACAACAAAACUUAAGCCAAGCCAACUACAUAAUUAUGUCCUGCCUUUUAAAAUGCUAAACAAAAAGAAAGCGACUUAUAUUUUGGUACGCAACAUAUUCAAAGAAGCUUUGUAACUAUCGAUUUAUUUUUUAGGGCGUGACCCCUGAUUCAUAGGGUCAUACUAUUAUUUCAUUCUCUGCAUUGCUAAGUUAUUAAUUUUAUUAAUCAAUUCCUCGGAGACUAGUUCUACUUAUAUAAGGGCUUUGUUUUUGCAGAAACAUGCUCUCUACUGUUAAGCCAACAUAUCCUAUCUCGGAGGCACAUAGAGAGAGGUCAAAGAUCCUUUUGCCCCGGAUUCUAUACCAUAAGAACUCUUCCAGUUAAUAAUGGCUCAACAUUCUCAUCACGUUCCCAAGUUUGGCAACUGGGACACUGACAACGUUCCAUACACCUCAUAUUUUGAGAAUGCACGCAGAGAAAAGUCUGGGAUCAUGAUUAAUCCUAAUGACCCAAUGGAAAACCCAGAGGCCUUCAACACGUGCAUAAGAGUUGAUGCUGAUGAAGUGAUGAUGGCUUCUCAUGGCUAUUCCCACAACGUACAUUCUUUGGAAAAUGGAAGCCAUGUGCGCCGCAGGAGCAGGGGAAGUAAUGGUGAACUCACAGUCACAGCAGAGUUUGGCGCCAGUGAACAGAGUCAUUUUGAUCACUCUGUGAACCACAAGAGGAACAUGUCCAAAGGAGGCAGUAGCAUUAAGGGCUUCUCUUCAUCAAGCCAUAAUACACAAAGGACUGCAAACUCUUCCUUUAGUGACCACUCGAACCAUCGAGCAACUGCAAUACCCAAAUUUGGUACUUGGGAUGUCACAAACCCCAAGUCAGGAGAGGGUUAUACUGCUAUUUUCAGCAAAAUAAAAGAAGAGAGGCAAAUUAAGUCCAGCCACGUGUCCAGCAUACACAGUACUCCACCACUUAACAAUUCAAAUAUUAAGAAUCAAUAUGGUGAAUCUUCCUCCUGGUUGUCUAAGUAUUGUUGCUGUUGUUUCCAAGCUGGCCAAAGCAAAUGAACGUGGAAUCUAAUGUAAAAUUUGGACAGGAAGUAGAUCUUAUAUGUGUCAUUUACUUUAUUUGCCCCGCUAAUGUUUCAAUUUAUUUGGGAUAUUUAUCGUAUAUUCUUCAUAACUAUUUUAGUUUGAUUUAUUAUCAUUUUUCAUAUA